UCUACAACAGCUUAAUUUUUCGAACAUCAACAGCAAGAAAACCCUAAAGCCCUGAUCAAGUUUCUCUUCGACAAUGGCGAAUACUUGUAGAAUCAGCUUUAUCUGCAUCAUGGUCCUCUUGCUCUUCACUAAUCACUUAGCUCUUUCUUCUUCUGCACGGCUCCGAUUUAUAGAAGGUCAAGAUCUUGUUCACGGGAAGCAAAACAAUCUGUUGAAACUUGAUGAGAUUGAGAAAGCUGAUAGGGCACGUCUCGGUUACUUGUUUGGCAUGAUUGAUGAGGCAGAGACCAAUCGCGUUGAGGAGGUUGAUUGUAAUUUGUCUCUCGCUUCCGUGUUGCUCUAAGCCUCUAUAUGUUCGAAGGUCUUAUAAGCACGUACGUGCUCAUAAUCUAUGAUGAGUCUGCUUGUACGAGGCAUGUGAAAGAGAACAAUAGCACAUAAAUUUGGAAGUU
Molecule: messenger RNA, 452 nt
Organism: Raphanus sativus (radish)
Lineage: Eukaryota; Viridiplantae; Streptophyta; Magnoliopsida; Brassicales; Brassicaceae
Exons: 1
Coding region: 74-343 (89 amino acids)
Source: RefSeq, a predicted model, not a curated record